Penicillium canariense is the source of this 1548-nucleotide messenger RNA. Its product is annotated as putative chromosome segregation protein (Pcs1). Gene Ontology annotation, cellular component: nucleolus; monopolin complex; mitotic spindle. Gene Ontology annotation, molecular function: protein binding; microtubule site clamp. Gene Ontology annotation, biological process: attachment of mitotic spindle microtubules to kinetochore; meiotic sister chromatid segregation; homologous chromosome segregation. The record is from RefSeq and is a predicted model, not a curated record. The transcript is spliced from 3 exons. Bases 1 to 1548 code for a protein of 515 amino acids. NCBI's taxonomy places the organism in Eukaryota, Fungi, Ascomycota, Eurotiomycetes, Eurotiales, Aspergillaceae.
AUGCCAAAACGCAAAGCUCCCACGAAAAUCUCCGGCCUUGUUGGCUCAGAUGAUGAGGAUUUAAUGCAGCUUACUGAAAACGAGGCCGCCCCUUCCCAAGAACCACGCGACGAGCCGCCCACGAAGAAACGCAGAGGCCGCCCGCGUACGUCCGGUGAUAGCGCAACCGCAUCCAACCUCCCCGCAAAGAAACAAGAAGCUGCUCCAUCGUCGCAAGGAGAUGCUCCAGCAGCCAAGAAAGCGCCCGCUCGGCGAGGACGACCUCGCGGCAGCAGUCGCACUUCAGAAAACGCCGAGGCGCAUGCGCGGGCAGCGGUAACACAAGAGCCACUGGCAAACGAGGGUACAGAUGACCAGGAGAAGGAGCAACACUUAAGCGCAAGGGGUUCAAAGGCUACCCGGGCCACAAAGGCCAGCAAGCCCGCGGCGGCGACGACAGCGCGCGGACGAGGAAAAGGCCGGGCAGCUAGCACCGCCAAGCCAGUACAAACAGAUGGAGAAUUCGAAUAUACACCAACACGCGCUGCACCCAAAGAAAGGAUACCCGAGGUGGUCGAGAUGCAGCAGAAUGAUGGACCCACCGACGAAGUCGUAGACGAGUCGGUGCUUCCCGACGCCGAGCCAAUCGCCCCUUAUGUGCCGUCGUCUGUUGUCAAAAAUGCAAGGGCACGACUGGCCACACUGAAGAGCAGUCAGGAUCUAUCUCCUCGUAAACGCAAAUCAGGAGUGGACACUGAGCAAGGCGGAGAUCCAGAAUUGAGGCGUAGGAUUGGGGAUAUCACCAAGAAGCACGAUGCGCUGGAGUCCAAAUAUCGCAACCUGCGCGAGAUUGGGGUCGUAGAAGCCAACACGAACAUGGAGAAGCUGCGUAAGCAGUGUGAGACUAUCACCACGGCUUCCAAUGAUCUUGUCGUCUCGCUACGAUCAGAACUGGAGGCGCAGCGAACUUUGGGGCAACAGACCCGCGGUCUUCAGAAGCAGCUGAAGGAGCGGGACGCCGAAAUGGCCAAGCUCAAGGCCCAGGCAGAUGAGGCACGCUCUCAGCUCGCCUCCUCCCAGUCCGAGAUCAAGGCUCUUCAGACUAAACUUACCGCCGCACGCAAUACUGCUGCCAGCUUAGAGGCUACCAAAGUCCCAGGAAGUGCUAUGAAGGGCGGCGCGGCCAAUCGCGCAACUGCAGCUGCUAGUGCCGAGGCGGCACAGGUAGCUCAGCUUGCGCAGUUGAAGCAGGAGCUCUAUAGCGAUUUGACCGGUUUGAUCAUCCGCGAUGUCAAGAACCGGGAAACGGAUCAUCUCUAUGAUUGUAUCCAGACCGGAGCCAAUGGAUCACUCCAUUUCAAAUUGGCCAUUCCGAAGGCGUCUAACUUAGAACAUGAGCAAGCAGAAUGCCAGUAUCUACCACUGUUGGAUGCCAGCCGUGAUCGGGAUCUUGUGAAUAUCUUGCCGGAUUUCUUGGUGGUUGAUAUCACUUUCCAGCAAGAGCAGACCUCCAAGUUCUAUACACAACUGACUGCCGCUCUAAACAAACGACGCUCUAGCACAGUAUGA